This is a messenger RNA of Sardina pilchardus (European sardine), 2270 nucleotides long. It is a transcript of the gene rad21b, whose product is annotated as RAD21 cohesin complex component b. Bases 140 to 2041 code for a protein of 633 amino acids. The record is from RefSeq and is a predicted model, not a curated record. NCBI's taxonomy places the organism in Eukaryota, Metazoa, Chordata, Actinopteri, Clupeiformes, Clupeidae. Gene Ontology annotation, molecular function: chromatin binding; protein binding. Gene Ontology annotation, cellular component: meiotic cohesin complex. Gene Ontology annotation, biological process: replication-born double-strand break repair via sister chromatid exchange; sister chromatid cohesion. The transcript is spliced from 14 exons.
GAGAGCAAGGGGGACAGCGCCAUUUUGUUUAUUUUCGUGAAUCAGUGGGAGGAGGGGUGGUGGAAAGCCACGUUACGGCCGCCUGGAAGGGUUUGGUGUCCCCCACCCCUACCACCUGGUGGUCUGAGGUGCCAGGGCAAUGUUCUACGCCCACUUCGUUCUCAGCAAGCGUGGGCCGUUGGCCAAAAUUUGGCUGGCGGCCCACUGGGAUAAGAAGCUGACCAAGGCCCAUGUGUUUGAAUGCAACCUUGAGAGCAGUGUAGAGAGCAUCAUUUCUCCCAAGGUGAAGAUGGCUUUACGGACAUCCGGCCACUUGCUCCUUGGUGUAGUGAGAAUCUACCACAGAAAGGCCAAGUAUCUGUUGGCAGAUUGUAACGAGGCCUUCAUCAAGAUCAAGAUGGCGUUUCGACCAGGUGUGGUGGACUUACCGGAGGAGAACCGUGAAGCUGCUUACAAUGCCAUCACCUUGCCAGAGGAGUUCCAUGACUUUGACCAGCUGCCAGACCUGGAUGACAUAGAUGUUGCCCAGCAGUUCAGUCUGAAUCAAAGUCGUGUGGAAGAGAUCACCAUGAGGGAGGAGGUUGGUAACCUCAACCUGCUUCAGGAGAAUGACUUUGCUGAUUUUGGGAUGGAUGACCGUGAGAUGAUGAGAGAAGCAAGCGCCUUUGAGGACGACAUUAUCCAUGGAGCGUCUGCUUCCAACCUGCUCCUUGAGCCAGAGUCCAGCAGUGGCCAAAUAACCGACAAGUCCAACCAUCUGGAGUUUGACCAGUACAAGGACGACUUUGGUGACAAUCCCAUGGAGAGCAGCGAGGGAGGCAUGCUGGUGGACAAGCUCCUGAGCAAUGAGGAUGGUGGGGGCAUCUUUGAUGACCCUCCAGCUAUCGCAGAGAACGUGAUGAUGCCAGCGGGAGAACCUGGCGCAGAGGAUGAUGACGACUAUGACAACUUGUCAGCCGGAGCCCCUGAUAGUCCCGACUCUGGACCAGUGGGGCAGCUGCCCACCAUGACUGACCAGACGGAGCAGACCACACUGGUGCACAACGAGGAGGAGGCCUUCGCCCUGGAGCCCAUCGACAUCACAGUGAAGGAGACCAAGGCCAAGAGGAAGAGGAAGCUGAUCGUGGACAGCGUGAAGGAGCUGGACAGCAAGACCAUCCGCGCGCAGCUCAGCGACUACUCGGACAUCGUGACCACGCUGGACCUGGCUCCGCCCACCAAGAAGCUGAUGAUGUGGAAGGAGACGGGCGGCGUGGAGAAGCUCUUCUCGCUCCCCGCGCAGCCGCUGUGGAACGGCAGGCUCCUCAAGAUGUUUACGCGAUGCCUCACCCCUCUGAUGCCGGAUGAGCUGAGGAAGCGAAGGAAAGGGGGUGAGGCCGACAGCCUGGACGAGUUCCUUAAGGAUCUGGAGAACCCCGAGGUUCCUCGGGAGGAAGCCAUGGGCCAGCAGAGGGACAUCAUUGACCAGACAAUCUUGGAAGAGCCUAGCGUGCUGCAGACAGCAGCCAUGGAGGGCAGCAGGACCCUGGACGAGUCCAUGAUGCCCCCUCCCUCCUCACAUAGGGGCCAGAAGCGCAAAGCCCAGGAGGUCCAGGAUAAUAUGUCUAUCAUUGAUGAUGACCGGGCGUCCAUAGUGUCAGCACUGCCUGUGCCACCUGUGGAGCUUCCCCCAGAGGAGCCACCCAACCUCAGUCAGCUCAUCCCAGAGCUGGACCUGCUGGGCGAGAAGAGCAAGGACAAGAAGGAUGAUGAGGAAGAGGAAGAGGAGGAGGAGGGUCAGGGUGGAGACCAGGAUCAGGAGGAGAGGCGGUGGAACAAGAGAACCCAGCAGAUGUUGCAUGGCCUUCAGAGGGUUUUGGCCAAAACUGGAGCUGAGUCCAUCGGCCUGUUGGAACUGUGCAGGAACAACAACAAGAAGCAGGCUGCCGCCAAGUUCUACAGCUUCCUGGUUCUGAAGAAACAGCAGGCCGUGGAGCUGUCGCAGGCUGAACCUUACAGCGACAUCAUCGCCACGCCUGGUCCGCGAUUUCACAUCGUCUAGCCGUCUUGUCCCCCCCCCCCCCCCCCACCCCCGUCCUUCUAAUACUAACUCCACUCUUGCGUGUUGGAGUUUGAUUCUGUCUAUGGUGAACUGUCGUUACUGUUCAGAAUGUUUUUAUUUCUGUUGGUUUAUCAAGUGUCCCCGUUGUCCAUGUGCUUUGUUUUUUAAAGCUUGGAGUUCAGAAGUCUUAUGUUUUCAGUCUGAAUGCAGAAUUGGGCAUUUUUUAUUA